Messenger RNA from Peronospora belbahrii, 12825 nucleotides. The record is from the annotation of a GenBank genome assembly. Lineage: Eukaryota; Oomycota; Peronosporomycetes; Peronosporales; Peronosporaceae.
AUGGAGUCAUCUCCCGUGCCGCGCUUAGAAGAGUUAAUUCUCUCCGGUAUUGACGUAAAUGUAUUGAAUCAUACAGCAUUAUCAUUAUGGCAUUUUCAACAAUUAAUGAUUGAACUUCUUCCAUCUGCUGUGACGAUUGAACUGGAAGAAGAAGACGACGAGGAUGGAGUCAAGAGUCCCACAAUGUUUCCAACAGAGCGUGUACCCAUGUUGACACGUGGUAUAAUUAGAUUAGGUGAAGGAAUGAAUGUAGCGAUUGUAUUAUAUGAACAACCUGUAGAUACGAUAAUGGUAAAGGACGAUAGAAAGCAGAGUGGAAACACUUUGAAUGGGACACAGAACGAAUCGGUGGUAGUACCACAAGGGACAGUAACAAGUAUUAAGGGACACUUGACUCCGGACACUCGAGUUGCUGCUAUUUUUCAUCGUUAUCGCUGUGUUUUAUGUCUCGAUGCAUCACCUUCGAUUCUAUCCAUUGAUCCAUCAUCUGGACGAUUGUUUCUGGAUUUAUUAUAUGAGAGUGUUGAACUUUUUAUUUGGAGUAUCUUACGACCGAUGGAAAUUGGUGGUAAAUCAUUUCUACCAGAGCUUCAUGUGUCAGUAUUAGUGCAAGGAGCUCUGGUUGAAUCGCUCUGUGUGCUCAUGCAAGGAUAUAUUGUCACACAGACAAAUGCUGCUGGCUUUUUGAGAUUGAUUAAAGAACGAUUUCAGUUGAUUGAAAAUAAUUGGGCAUCGCAAGCACAGAAACGAGGGCAUGCUGUCUUUGCACUUAACUCAUUGCCUACAGACUGCGCACCGAUGAUCGUACUUGUAACGGAUGGUGUGCUUGAUGCACGAGAUGUCUUUUCAUACGAUAACUUGUUGAUGCAACUUGUGCGUCAUGAUAUUCAGUGUAACUUCUUGCGCAUUGGAGGAGGUGGAGAAGAUGAACUUAACGCCACGUUUGGUUUUGUGCCAGACACGCAUUUAUUGCGCUUCGUUGCAGAGUAUACCGGCGGAACUGUGUUUGACUAUGCAGCUAUUCACGAAGCUUGCUAUGGUACAACUAGCACAAGCAGCAACACUGUUAAGAAAAUGACGGGGUUACAGGAUGCGCUUUUCUUGCGCAAAUCGAGUGUUCAUGCAAACGCAGCACCUGUGGUCAAGCUGAACGAGAUGGACAGCACGUCUUUUGAUGGUAGAACGCUUUUGCCUUUACGCCCUUACCGCAUGUGGCGUGAUACGGUACAUGAAUAUCGCAUUUUUGCAGAUGUAAAUCGUAUUGUGGAAGCACGGCUUCGUGAAGGCUUUUCGAUUAACAAGGUUCAUAUAAAGACUUACCGGCAGCCACGACUGAUGGAAAAGGGAUCUGUACAAGCUGGCGUAGACUGUCCGAGCAGCGGUGAUGUAAGCAGCACGAAUGCGAUAUCGAAUGAAGUCACCAAGAUUUUGAUUGUGUUCUUACUGCAGUGGAAACCUAAUGUUUGGCUUGAAUAUGUGGUGUCAACGACCACCGAGGACUCAACAGCGCUGGCAUCGUCGGUAGUUCCGGCACCCUACAGCAGUCGACGAGUUAGUGGACAGGGUUUAAAAGGUUCGAUCUCGUCAGCAGCACCAAAGAAACCUGCAAGAUUUUUUUAUAAGGAUCAAAAGACAGCGUGGAGUGAGUGGUACGUCAAGAUGAACAUCUUGGGCUGCGCAGACUUCCUUCGUGCGUUUGAAGAUACAAUGCAGCGCUCUUCGACAAACAAAGACCGAGGGGCUCCAGCCAGGGGAGAAAACUCCAUGGCAUCACCAGUCUUUGUGCACGACUUUAUUAGAAAUGUUCAAGACGUUGACCGUGUGCUGUUACACUUGAUGACUGCAACUGCUAGUAUCAACGAAACCAGCGAUUCGGUCGCUAAUCAGUUUUCCUUUGGUAUAAACUCAACAUCAGCAUCUGCAAUCCCAAGGAUCACAAGCUCUCACCCCGUAUUUAACAUUAUUGGUGACCUUUCUACUGUGCUCUGGCACCGCUGGUUUUAUGUUGAACGAUUUGAAAUUCUAUCGGUCGUCAAGAGUGACGCAUGCACGGACCUAUUUUACCGUGGUGAAAUGCACGAUACAGUCGGGCGUGGAAGCGCAGGCUUGCAAUUGCGCGACCUAGGAAACCCUUACAGAAUGAUCCACAAUCAUGGAGCAAAUGUGUAUGGAACAACCAAUGGACACAUUGCCAUCGGAGUUGAGAGCUUUGCUGAACCUUUGGUUGCAAUUCUUGUCAAGUGGUCAUCGCAAAAGCUGUCUCAGGAUUUAUUUUUAAGGUUUCUUCGCCCGGUUGAUUUGGACAAAGUCCACGCCCCUCCAAGAGCCAAGGCUUCAGCACCAAGUACUGCCUCUGGUGGAAUCGCGCAACGACGACGACAGCGCAGUUAUACCAGCGGCAUAGGAGAAUGUGCCACAAGAGAUGACGAGAGUAGCAGUAAAAGAGAAAGCAAAGCAGCUCUUUGCUUUGUGCGGCUUGAAUUUAAGAACAAGACGUUGUGUGCCGUUCAUGUGGCAUUUUUUGCGACUAGUGCAUCGAGACGCCGGCAGAUUUUGAAUGAUUUGAAGAGUACAAUUUUUACCGGUAUUAAUGAGGUGGCUGUAACGCCUACCCCAGCUAAGCUGCUUUCGUCAUCUCUGCCGGAAACUCAAGUCAUUCUCUGUCACCGUAUGUUGAGUCGUUUGCUUGUCACACACGACACCCUUCUUCUCCACGGAAUUAAUCAAGAACCUGGACUCUUCAAUUGCUAUCUUGCGUCCCCGACGCUGGAUGUUGAGAAAGAAAAUGCAGGCGUCAUACCUCCGUUAAGCACGUGCUGUGGUGGUAGUGAAUUGCAGUUACAUCGAGUGUUUGGUGCAUAUGUGUGGCAUUCUAGUUGGAAAUGGGAAGUGUCGAACUUAGCGGCAUUAUUGGAAGCAAUGCGGCGGCUUCAUGAUGCCCGCAUCAGCAGUGGUUUCUGGGUUUUGGACUGGAAAGUGGAGGAAGGAGAUGAUGGUCAAGGUGCACAUAUUGAGAGCGUAAUUUUUGGGCGAGAAAUUCUGAUGGAAAACGAAAACGGGCACACAAAGACAGCCUUAGUGCAAUAUGCGCUUCGUCGUGUCUCAGAUACCUGUCUUAUGACGUCUUUCUGGAUGGAGCCCCAGCAUGGCGUUAUAAAAACAUGUUUGUCGGAUAAAGCAGAUAAGCACGAUAAGUUUCACUGGAGACUGAAGCAAGCUAUCGGGCACAACACGCCGUUUGAGAGUUGUGAGACUCGUGAUCCUCAUUGGAAUAUUGCUUUUCAAGGAACUCCUGGGUGGGCUUCUGCAUCUUCUAUGGGCUCACUAGAUGACGAACAUAGGUCGAUACAGCAAGAGGAUGUGAGCAUUGACUGGAGUGGGAAUUCUAAGUAUCUGGGAGAAAGUGAACUAUUGCAUUUGAUUCGCGGAUACCUGUUCAAGAGUGACCGUCACUUUCUUUCGUGUCUGUACACGUUUGACUGUAUCAUUAAUUUACGCGGCAAUAUCGAAUCAAGCAAGAAUGUAGAUGGCAUUGUUGGUUCUAAUUGGAGUAUGAACAGGCAACUGGCGGCGGAAAAUGGCAUGAUUCUUCCUCCAUUCAGCACUGCAAGGCUUUUGGCGGCUUCAAGACGAUCAACAGAGCAUUUUUUGAUGUAUUUGCAAGACAGUAAAAGCUCUGCAAACGGGAUGAAUGAGUCGACAUUUGGACUUGCGCCUUCAGUCUCUUUAGCCAAUGAUAAUUUGUAUUCUAUGCUUGAACUUACUUUGAGGGGCUUGAGUGAUUGCGAGGUGUCAUGGACCGACUACAAUGGAGACGUUGUGACAAGUCCUUGUAUGGCUGCAAACGGCAAUGAAGAUGAUCGGUUUUUUAGGGAAGGUAUGGAUGGACAGUUGCCAUUGUGGUUGAAGCAACACUUGGCAUUUACUUUUAAAGACCGUGUGCCGCAUCAUGCAUUGAGUAAAGGCAAGUGCUAUGCAAAACUUGUUAGCGACGAUUGCGUCGUAUUGGCCUUCUUUCCUUCACUUGAUACUCUGCAGGUUCAAAAUAAAACGGGCAGAGAUGGGUUGUUUCAAAGCAAUGAUGAGAUAGAAAGCAGGUCACCAUUUAAAGCUAGGUUAAAUGAGACAACCACGGCACCUGGGAAAUAUGAGGGACAUACAAAAAGACCUUCGCAACAAUUUUCAGUACGCUCAGCGGACGAAGAUGGGACAAAAUCCCGAGUAGUGCGAAUGUCCGUGUCUGCGGAUGACAUCGUGCUGUAUCAAGAACGCCGGCGCAGCUUCCGUGAAGGCUACAAAUCUUGGAGAAUGGGGCAUUACCAAGGAUCUCGUGAUGAAAAGCAUAGUUAUGGUCGUGACUUUCAGAAACUCCGUCUUCCUUCAACACCAGAAGAUCAUGAGUUUUGUGAAGAAAUCAGUCGCCAAGCACCUUACGGCUGCGAUUUUCAUCUACUUAUUGAAAAUGCCAAUGGAGCUAUGGGCUCAGGCUUCUUUCAAGUUGCGUUUUAUGAAUGCUCGCUUUCUAGAUUAUCUAUGGACUUGCACGAUACGAGUAAUCCGAUGUUUGAUCAUGCGGAUUUACCUCACACUAUUCUGAGGCAUUUGUUUUUCUCAAAGCAUCAUGAUAAGCCAAAAGAAAACCGGUCAACGAUACCACUCGGUUGCGGCCUAUGGAAAGCAUCUCGAGCUCGAUCACCAUUCGACUCGACGGUGAAUCGACUGAGUUCUAGCAGUAUUCGCGCUUCUCAUCGAUUCCGCAAAAAGAUUAAGCGUGCACAUGAGCACAACUUUUCUCGCGGUGUUUAUAUGGCGCUUCGUGAAGGGGGAACAGUUCAGCACAGUGAUUUGCUUCAGGCGCUGUCGAGCUGUAUCGAAGUUCCAGUGGAUGUUGAUAUUACGCUCCUGUACCGUAUGACGGAGACUGCCGCGUCACACAAAAUAUUACCACUGAGUCCUGCAGCGGCAGCUGUGGUUUCUGCUGGUAUGGGCGCGGACAUUCUUAAGGACAAACUGACGAAAUCUUUCGAAACAAUCCUAUCCAAAGUUUUUGUUCCUAUUGCUGGUACCAAGUAUUAUUACUUCUCAGGGAGCGAAAAUGCUGUCUACGAAGACCUGUCUGCAAGCGAGUAUGAUUUACAUAUUCUCAUGGAAGAUUCUGAUGAUGGUAAACCUAUUCCUGAAAGCCGAAAAAGGAAGCAAUCUCAUCUUAGCGAUGACGCUAGUUCUACUGGAGAGGAAAUCGGGAGUUGCAGCGUUGGUGAGGGUAAUAAUAUGACUCUUCGUCAUUGUUUAGGAAGAGGAUCACAGCAAGAUUUGCAGGAAGGCGACGAUAGUGUCGAAAAUAGUCCCCAUCGGAGCAGACGCGAUAGCUUGGGACGUGGCUUGCCUUCUCCAGUAAUCACCUUGACUGAAGAGCGGUCGGAAAACGAGCAGCACAAUGCAACUGUUGAAGAGGACGCAGAGUUCAACAAAGAUGUUGCUGUAGCGACAUCCAGCUUCUCUGUACCAUUCUUUUUUAAGUUUGAGUGCCGUCUGCUCAAUAGCACACGCGAGACUCGGUCGAGUUCUGUCGAUAUGCACGCUUUAGAAGUGGAUUCUGAUCUUUUACGCUGUUCGUCAAGUAGUGUCGUUCGCGAAGACAGGCGAAAGAUCAUAGGCGUACAAGCACAAUUUUCCUCACCAAGUGGUUGGCAGAAAAAGUAUGACGUUUUCUUGGAAUCAUUGAAGACUAAUCAUGGAUCUCAGUAUCAUCUAAAUUCAACCAAUGUUUCACACAUUGCCGAGUCGUUUUUGAAGAUUCCGCUAGGACGUAUCGCUUUACGCUUAGUAACAUUGACGUUGCCCAAUGAGCAAGUGUUCGAGGACGGGCGCGUGCCACCUCAUGUGCCAUUUGAAAUGGAUGUUAGCAGUGGACAAGUGUGUGAAACCAACGCCUUGCCGUCAGCUCUGCACAAUUUUUCGUCGCUGCAUCUCUUUCAGCGCCAAGUGCUAAGUCGCGUUUGCAAAGACAUUAAGGAGUGGUCUAGCGUGGAGAUUCUUGCAAUAUUGAAGUCUGCAAACGAGAUAACACCGGCAAUUGGGACGCUGGUUCAAAGCCUCUUUGAUGACCUUCCUGAGCUUGCUGUGACGAAAGCAAAUUACCCGCUUGAGUUCGUCGCAGGCAGCCAAGAGACGACUGUCAAGCCGCUUGAUCUAUUUAAGCGCGAGUUUGAAAAGGGCGAUUUGCUCAACGUUUUUCAAUGCAAUGGGGUGUACUUCGUGGUAGAAACUACUAUUCCUACUGACACGUAUGUGGACAAAGGUAUCGAAAACCUGUCGAUACCGAGUUUCAAAAUUCCGUAUUGGGCAUUUUUUGAGCUUGGAGCAGACCAAAUUACUUUGCAGUUCCAUCACCCAGACCACUUUGGGAUGUCCCCUACAGGGCUCAAUCGGUUAGAAGUCUUAACUCGCCUUCAACUAGGAAUUCGCGCGGUAUGUCGUCGUGUAAACCAAUUCUUACUUUUGUUGCAACUUCAUGAGACACGCACGUGCAAUUGUCUUCUGCUUCCGCCAAACGACAGCUCGCCAUCAAGUCCGCGAUCACCUGAACGAAGAACUGACUCACAAAUAGCUUUGGAUGUGAUGAACGGAAAGGAUAGACGGAUAAAACAAGGUGGCUUCUUUUGGCCUGGGCAGUUUGAGUGUGAUUUGCGCUACUGCGCUGUUUUCAGGCUUCACGAGCGCUUGGCUCCUAAUUUUGCGCUCAAUGUAUUGUGCACUUCAGCACUGGAGCAGUUUCAAGUUCACAAUCGACGCCAUGUUUUCGUGUACCGUGAUCGCGAUGGCCAUGUAUUUUAUAUGAAAAUCAGUAUCUUUUACGAUACAGCGUUGUCCCAUGAAGUGGGUAGUCAAACUGCCGAAGAACGGCUAGAGAGAACUGUUUUUUCUAGGUCUAGUACUGGAGGAAACAGUGGUGCAGGUGCAACCGUUCCCGUAGCAACGACAACACCAGCAGGGGUCCCCGGCAUUCGUUUGGAAGUAUUCGGUGUAUCUGAAGCUGGUGAAGAAGUAACCCAUGAAUUGUGCCGUCUUCUGGAGCGAAAGCUAGACGAAGCAACGCAGUUGGUUCUGAUGAAGUUGCUGGCACGCAAUACCAAGUUCCAGCUGAGUCAGUCCGACCUAGCGUUUUUGUGUCCACAUGCAACUGAACCUUCGAGUAAGAUCCAUUACACUCUUCCUGGCGACAUAGCUGAUGAUUGCUGCACAUUAUUGCACUACUUUUCCCAGACACUUAAGUUAGCGGCAUAUGUACGUCCUGUAACAAGUGGCGGAUCCUUACUUCCACGAAGUUCGCGAGGUUCAGCUAACAGUAACACGCUACGGCCAGUUCGGCUCGAGAGGCUGGCGUCUGCGGGAAAUUAUGUAAUUUUGUCCGGUGAGGAACCUGCGAAAGUGACAGCUCAAGUUAUGUAUGGAGAGGCAAAGCUUGAAGAAGUAAAAAGAACACGUGCUAUGCAGGACAGUGCUCACAUACACCCUGCUUGCUUUGGAGGCUACCCGAAAGCAUUUGAGCUCCAGGAGGAAAGUUCCUCAAUCUUGUACGACGCAACCACUCGAUCACCUGUUUUCUUCUUUUCCGAAUGUAAAGCGGGUGGGGAGAGUGUAGCUUCUGGUGAAGCGCCCCCAGCUGUUGCACCGAUUUAUACAGCACCUGAAAUUGUGGCGUAUGCAUUGUAUGUUUUGAAUUUGAACCCAGACUUACGGCUCUCACCAGGCUUUUUGUCGCGGGUAGGUAAGGGGCUUGCUCUCUUGCGUGUCGAUAUUGUCCGCAAGAACACCGCCAAGACCGAAUUUGAGGAUGAAUACAAGGAGGAUGGCAAGUUGGGUAGUAUUGCUAGGGUGAGGCAGAUGCAGGACAUUCCAGGACUUGCGGCGUUGUACUCAACUUGUGUGAACACAUGUGAUACAACACUGGUGGCUAGAUGUCAGGUUUGGAUUCGUGGAUCUAUCCACUCAGCAGAAUUGAGUCAAGUCGUGGAGGCAUUUAUGGAUGAAGCUCUGUAUGAUUAUCACAUUGAAGCGACCAUCAGAAAGUUGCGUACAUGGAAUGGACGACUACAUACUUGCACAAGUAGUAAUGGAACUCCAGAUUUAUCAGGAACUCAAGGAAAUUUGCUCAUCGAUGUGGAUAUGCUGGUGUCGCUCUUUAAAAGUGCGUGUCUUUUGCCUUCGUCCUCUGUUACAAACCUAGACGUGGAUGUAUCGAUCGCGCCAUGGGACCUUAACAAUGCUGUGGCGCAGGUUUGGAGUUUUCUGUGCUGCCUGCCUCGCCACCUGCGACCUGCAGUUUAUGCGAAGUCUAAGCUUUCAGGCAGAUAUGAGAUUGUUUCGAGUCAGAACGAAAGUCUAAAUAUAAGUUCUUACUCGAAUGGACCCCCACCAGAUAAGUUUCGGAUGGUAGUUCAGCAUGCUGGCGAUCCGGACGUAUACGAAGAGUCAAGCGACUCCGAUGCAGAAACGACAGCAUCAAUGAGCUCAGCGAAUCAUCAUAUUGAGCCGCUAAUGCGAACCAACUCCAUUCAUUCGGAGACUUCGGAUAUUGACUCGGUUUCAGGUCGAGUGCCGUUCACAUUAACGUCAACUGGUGUAUGUUCAGAUUUGAAUGCAAUUUCACAAACCCAAAUUGCGCCGUCUGUGUCGUCCACAACUUCAUCAAUGGUUGGACAGAUAGGCGGUCUGUCGCACCAACCACAUCUCUCAAAAAAUGUAAACUUUUCGGAGAGGGACGUAUUAUUAUAUGUAAACAAAGGUAUUACUCGCCAUCCCAACCAAAAGUCACACUCCCAUGGAAAUCGGCAGGUGACACGAUCAUUUUAUUACGUGGUGGAUCUGUCUACGAGUAAGGGGUUACGGUUGUAUGGAUACAAUAUGAGCAGGGUUUUAGUGGAGGCUCUAUCUACUCACAUCGCGCGGGUACUUACGUGGAGCAUGCUUCGCGAAAAGCUGCUGAGAACCCUGCUGCUGGAAAAGUCGGGGCUUUCGACCGCCGCUCCUGUUGGGUCCAUGGUGCUGCAACCCUCCAGUUUCUUUGUGACCAUCGGAAGGAUGGAACAAGCUGGGAAGGGCGUCAACACAAAUUCUGGUGCUCUCUGUAAAGAUUCUGCUGUACACUUUAUAGAGUAUCGACCUCCCGUGUUGUCAAUAUUGCAGUCCAACGAUUGGUUUCCCAGAGUUCUCGAUGCAGGUUGCCUGCGCUCAAUUGAGGGUACUUCCCUCGGAGUAUAUUUGCGUGAAGCACAGACCCAACCAAUCGUAGCAGCACUGGACUCUCAGUAUCAGCGCCCUCGAGGGCAAAGCAGCACAAACUUGGGUGUUUCAAUGGCACCCCCAAGCAUCCCAGAUCUUACACGGGAAGUAUCAGGAACGUUAUCCCAGCGAAGCCUUAACAGCUGCGGAGAUGUUUCAACAAAUUUGCUGGGAGGACAAGUACCCGGGAGAAACAGGAGUGGUGGCAUCAUCAGUAGCAGCAACGUAUCUGAUAGCACAUCGUCGUCUCCAGGUAAGCGAUUAGGUGGAUCUAGCCUAGCCUUGCAAUAUCCAGGUAAUAAUCGGAGCGAGGCCACAGCUCGGAUGCGAGGUGGAGCGGGAGCUGCAACAGCAUUAAUGGCAGCACGUGCCCGAGCUAGGGGUAGUGGCGGCUUUCAUAAUCAUGCAGGCAGUGGAUCAGUCAUUGGUGCAGUACAAGUUGGUGGAAGUUCUUCGGUAGUUUCGUCCGGUGAUAGUGUCGCGCCGUGGGAUUUGCCGUUGUCGAAUAUGAAAGGAUCACGUUUGCAAACAUCAGCGGACGAAGCUGAUGCUAAGCUGACUACUGGACGGGAUGGCAGUCAAGCAGAUUCCUGUGCAAGGACCGACUCUAGUUCCACAGCCACAACAAGUGCAGUUUCGAAGAGCAAAUUGAGUGGAGUGAAUCGUCUUGGGCGGAGAGGGUCCCGGGGUAAUGGUCUCGCCGACCUAGUAUCAUCGUCGUCUUCGACUUCGUUGUCCGGGCUUUCAGCUGCGAAAGCGUCUGCCAAUCGCAGAAGCGGUAACGAAACAUUUUCUUUGGAUUCUAACCGAAUCCAUAGUUCGUGGAAGAAACGCUUGGAGUUUGCAUGGGGACCUCGAUUUUUAUUCCCUUAUAGCGCGGAUCGACGGACGACAGGGAGUACGGCGGAAGAGAGUCAGCAUUUUACAAAGCUCGAAGAUGAAGAAGAUGAGGAUCAACCGAAGAAAAGUGUAACACCUUUAUCGUUCUUUUGUGCGGCACUGGAUAAGCGUUGGGAGGCGUUUGAAACACGAUCGACAAGUCACACGGUAUGCAUGAAUCUGCUAGAAAAGCUUGCGUCGUUGCAAACAGGUGAAGAGAUGGAGGAGCCUGUUGCAAAGGAUGUUGUGGAGCAUUUGGUGGAAAGCGGACACCUUUUGUUGUAUCAACGCUUUCGGGCUGCUUAUGUGGAACGAUGGAUAGCCGCAGAAGUGGUAGGAAUACCUGAAGAAUACGGAAUUGUGAAUAGUCGCCUUCGCGCAUUGCAGUCAUGCAUGGAUUUGGUGCAUUUGCUCAGCUACAAACGGGAAUUUGUGUUUAAUCAAGACGAAUGCUCCGUGGCCAAACUUUAUACACAGCACACUGUUUUCAGCAUGGGAGCUGGUGCUGGUGCAGAUAUUUUGAAGAUGAAGCAGCAGGUUGCAUCCAAUUUGGAACCAUUGCGCCUGGCAGUGGCAAGCGAAUUUUACGAAGAAUACGCAGUACAUUUGCGCACGCUAGGAUUUCGGCGCCUUCGAACACUAAACACAAGUAGAAGCUGUGCACGCGCAUUCCCGAUUGACGCCGACAUGGCCACAAAAGACACUGAAACACCAGGUCUGGAGGGCUUUACCGAAUACUUUUAUCACCCAGAAAGAGCAGCUGCAGAAGCUGGUGGAUGGAAGAUAGACUCGACUAGGAGCAACAAUGAUGCUUACCCACUAUCAGUUGUGAUUUUAGAAGUGAAGUGUGACCAGUGUGGUGUGCGACUGAAUGCUGUGCUUGUGAGCUUACAUGAUUUGGAGCAGCAAGACUUGCGUUUUCAAGACCGUCUGGCGGUAAAAGCCGGAGAGCCCGUAAUCGUGACGUCGGGAUCACGGAUUCAGAGCGUAGCGUCGUGGUUGCGAGCCCAAUUGCAAACAGAAGCCCUGAUUUACGGGUUUACUAUUCGCUACUUUCAACAGCAUAUACUUCAGUGGAUUGACGCUUCUCACAAUUUUCGCGACGGACAGAAUGGGCAUGGACACAGUGUUGAAGAGCAUCCUAGCGAUGAUGAUGCUCUUGCAUCUGCUUUGCCGUUGCCAUGGAAGAAAGCUUCUACGUUUCAAAAUAUCGUUAAAGGACUUCAGUGCUUUUUGCAUGCAUUUCCGGAUCCACCGGACGCAUCUAUGAAUCCAAGCGCCGCAGUGCCAACUUUAUCAACAGUAAGUGAAAAUUGCGAUGGUAAAAACACAGCAAAGACCAGGUCGAGUGAUCCAAGAGUAUCUUCAAUCUCCCCGACGUCUGCAGCACCUGAUAGCGAUGGUUAUCGAAUGACUUCGCGAGCUGCAUUAAGGUUUUCUCGACGGGUUGUGACCCACCAACAUCAACACAAACCAGUAUCUCACCUUCGUACGACUUCACCUGCGCCAGACACUAACCUAAAGUCUGCAGCACCUUUAUCUUUGCUCUGGCAUGACUGUGUGAUACGAGUGGCGGCAGUAACGUUGCGACCUACUUCAAGUCAGUCAAAUUGCUCCAAGUUGAUUUUAGUGCAGAUUUUAUUGCGAUACAUUGCAUGCCACAGCUUACGCUACGAGGUGCUAGACUUAUUGCAGUUCGGUACGCCGGAUGCUGUCGUAUGUCAUUCUUCGUCCGGCAGCUUCUUCCAUCGACCUUCAUCCACCAACAUGACGCCGACAAUGCAGAGUCGUUGGGUCAAACCUUCUGGAGGAUAUUCGCUGGUGAUCACGACGCAACCAUUGUUGACCCGCAAGCCAAUUGACAAGGAUUCAGUGCAGCUAUUGAUGCUCAAGAGUACACCCUCGACGCUUGGUGUGGGUAAUGACGUUCUGCCGGUAGAGCGGGCGAUGCAGGAAGCCCAGCUAUUUACCAGAGAGUUGUUUCGUGUUGCUGCUCAACACUACGAGCGUGAUUUGCUAUGGUCUCGAUUGCUGUUCGACAGCUCGCGCGGUCCCGAGGUCGAUGUAGCUUGCACGUUGGCGCUUCCAGCUGACUCUUUCCGCGUGGAAGUAGGUCCGCAGCAGUUGGAAGAGUGUCUAAGGCUGUCAAUUUGUACUCCCUUAGAAACGUUGGACCCGCGCCUGGACGAACUGCUAUCCGUAUCUGGUGUUUGUUGGCAAGAGUUGGCACUGCGGCUACGUGAUGUAUAUGCCCACCAGCUUCGAGAAUUUCAGUUUCAAGAGGAGGACGAAAACAGCAGCCACCUGUUGUUGCUAUGUCCCGACGCGUUUGACCUCAUCAUCCACUUGACAUUCAUUACACCCAAAGACCACAUAGCGUCAGAACAAGCACAAGACAGAGAAAUGAUCAAUAUGAGGGGCGACAAAAGUACAGACAGCCCAAGCAGAAGCUCAAGUAUCGACGGCAGCCAGAUUAGCAGUAUUGGCGAGCAGUUGACUGAGGUCAAUUUUGAGAAAGGGGAUGGAGGCGACGUGCACGUGGAGAUCUGCCGGCGCGAGGAGCCGACAAACAAGCAGUUUACGUUUGCACAGCGGCGCUCUAUCUCGGAGUUUGUCAACAGCAUCGUGCACUGGCAAUGGCGGAGUCUCAUUUACGAUUAA